AUGCGCUGCCUAUCCAUCCUUUCUGUUAUUGCUCUCUGUGCUUCCAUGGUACAAGCUUGGACUCCUGUCAAUGGCGUACAACUGUCACGUCAGGAUAUGUUGAAGACCAUGGGAGGCGUCGCUGCUGGCUGGAUGCUCACAUCUAUCCCAAGCGGAGCCGAAACAACUCCUGCAGGCGUCAAAUACGAAGUCGUCAAGAAGGGAUCCGGGCCCAAGCCAGAAGUCGGUGAAUUGAUUGCCAUCCGAUUUCUUGCUUUUGCCGGGAGUAACAAAAUUGACGACAUUUUUGAUACCCCAGAGCCAUACUACACUCGUUUGGGAUCAGGCGCUUUGUUGAAGGGUGUUGAAACUACAUUGCCACUUAUGGUUGUCGGAGAUCGCUGGAAGUUGACCAUUCCCGGAGAACUUGCUUUCGGACCACAAGGGAGAAAGGCCUCUGCUGGAAAGCCCCGCAUUCCACCAAAUGCGGAGAUCGUCUUCGAAGUCGAAGUUGUGGGUCUUCCAGGAAAGGAACCAGAACUCAUUGAUCUUAUCGGCAAUGUCGAUGAGUAA
Cylindrotheca closterium is the source of this 552-nucleotide messenger RNA. The record is from the annotation of a GenBank genome assembly. Lineage: Eukaryota; Bacillariophyta; Bacillariophyceae; Bacillariales; Bacillariaceae.